AUGGAUGCUCCAGAGCACGAUCCAGAUAUCAAGCUUCAAAAGAGCUCCGCCGACUACAUCGCGGAUUUUGACCGAAGCCUGCUUCCUUUGAUAAAAAGGCACGAUGCAAACGGAACGACAAGUCUUCGAUCAAGAGUGCGGUCCCGGGAAACCGCUCGACUUGCGGUUCUUGUGCUUGAUCCUUUCCAGGAGAUACCUCAACUACUAGAUCCGCAUCUGCCGAAAUGGAUCCCUAUUCUCGGCGAUGCUUUGCUGGAGUAUCUGCAAAGCCCCUAUCGGCACAAAGCAUUGUCUACGCGGUCUGAACUCUUGAUGCCACUUCGCACCGCCAUCUGCGAUCUGCUGUAUCAUUUCUGCAAGAUCAGAGGCGAAAAGGUCAUCAUUCGUUUCCUCAGUGUCGAAGCGAGAUAUCUGGAGCUUCUAUUGUCCGCCUUGGAAGACGCCGAGCGAGAAACAGACCCUUCUACUUCAAGGCCCUCUCUCAAUACUUUGGGCGCGAAGCCGACCACAAGAUGGAAGUGGGAGGAGAGAUAUAUCUUUCUCCUGUGGCUCUCACACCUAUUCCUUGCACCUUUCGAUUUGUCCACAAUCUCAUCUGUCGAUCCAGGUGACGAGGAUCUGCCCAGCAUUGCUGGCUUCCAAUGGCCACCGGAUGUUCCUGGCAUCACCAUUAGAGUACUCCCACUUGCAAUGAAGUACCUGUCAUCCCCUGGAAAAGAACGAGACGCCGCCAAAACCCUUCUAGUUCGGAUCGCUAUGCGUCGAGACAUGCAGUCCUUGGGAAUCCUCGAUGCGCUUGUGAAGUGGGCGCUGCUUUCUCUCCGACCUCACAAGGACGCCCCUUCUCGGUCACCAUAUCAUUACAUCGGCAUACUGUCAUUUCUCGCAGGUCUUCUCUCGUCCUCUGCCGAUACAUCUGACAUGGACAAGUAUCUCAGUAGCGUAUUUUACGCAACUCACGAGCUCGCCUCGAGCACCGAUCCUGGCCUUGAAGCCGUGUCUUCGUCUGCUCUGGCGAGGAAAUUGAUGAUCAAAGUCAUCAGAUCAGCAGCCGUUCUUGUACUCCGCAAGUCCCCACAGGAUAUGGCAAGCACAGAGCUGGUCGAAUCAACCAUAGGCUUCCUCCUGGAGAGACUUGCGGACAACGACACUCCUGUUCGUUUUGCAGCAAGCAAGGCGCUGAGCAUCAUCACCCUGAAGCUUGACGAGGACAUGGCUUCGCAGGUCAUUGAUGUUGUGCUAGAGUCCCUCAACCGAAAUGUCCUCUGGGUCAAAGAUCCCACUAAUCCUUCGACGCCUCGCACUCGAGAUCUUACGUCGGUCGAUGCCCUUGAGUGGCACGGCUUGAUGUUGACACUUUCACAUUUGUUGUACCGCCGGUCCCCUCCCGCAGCAAGUCUCCCCGACAUUAUCCACGCCCUCAUACUUGGUCUAGAUUUCGAGCGGCGCAACGCUUCCGGUGGCUCAACCGGGACGAACGUCCGCGAUGCCGCUUGUUUCGGCAUAUGGGCCGUGGCGCGUCGGUACACGACCGCAGAGCUCCUCGCAGUGCCGACCAAGUCUUUGAGCGUGACACAGUCCAAUACGUCGCCGUUGUCUGUGCUCCAAGUCCUGGCAACAGAACUCGUUGUGACCGCGAGCCUGGACCCUGCCGGCAAUAUCAGACGCGGGAGUUCGGCGGCACUUCAGGAGCUCAUUGGGAGACACCCUGAUACAGUCAUCCAAGGCAUCUGGGUUGUACAGACUGUCGACUAUCAUGCCGUCGCCCUACGCUCGAGGUCCAUCUCUGAAGUCGCCCUGAAUGCUACGAAGCUAGCUGGCCAUUAUGGUCGAGCAAUUCUGGAAGGUCUCCUUGGCUGGCGAGGGAUCGGGGAUGCAGAUGCCUCGGCAAGGCGGACUACAGCGCUGUCUUUCGGAGCCAUCAUGGCAGAGCUUGCAUGCGCCGGUGGCAACACCCUUGGACCAGUAGUUGACGCUGUGGAUUUGAUCCUCCAGAAACUCAAGUCAUUGCAGCAACGGCAGGUUGAAGAACGUCACGGCCUUAUUCUCUGCUUCGCGGCCAUUCUCGACAAGCUCCCAGAACUGGCAGCACAUCAGUCCGGUGUUGAUAAGGAAACAUCAAAUCUGUUGAUGUCAAAGUCGAUAUCAGGUAUCCAGGGAAUCAUGACCGAGUGCAAGGAUAUCACAUUUCGACGCCCUGAGCUAGUUGCUGAAGCCGCAUCUCGCCUUGCAGUGGCAUCAUUUCCUAUCUUCCAGGCUGCAGUCCUCGGACCCGAAUCCCUCAACACGUUGCUACCCGGACCGAAACUUCUCGAGGCAGUCGACGACGGAACCUUCAUGACAGUUGUAUCGCCAAUAGACGCAAACUUGGGGCACUGGUCUGAAAAGUUUGAUAAUUUAGUGUCUCUGAUCCAGACAAACCUUCAGACCUGGCUUCUCAGACAGGAACAAGAUGUCAUCGAAGCCGCAGCAGAAGCCGCACUCAUCUCGUUGGUCUUUACACCGACACUGGACCAUGAUAAGUUCAAGGGCCGCGAAACCAUCUUGCGAGAGUGGGCUGCCUUGGUACGGGCACCCCCGACCUCUCGCGAGGGGACUGGGUUCGGCUACUUUUUCGCGCUCACCAUGGCACACCCCAUACUAGCCUGCAUCCCCCGCGGCGCGGCGGAAGACAACUCUCUCAUCUGCAGUGCAGUCCUGGAGAGAUGGGCGAGUGACAAGCGGGUCGAGACCAGAGUGGCGAUACUUCAAAGCUUGAUACGGGGUGAAGUCUUGUGGCAAAAUGUUCCCCUGUUUCUCGGGCUUGUCUCGGAAGGCCUCGAUGAUUACACAACAGCUGCGAGGGGUGACAUCGGCUCCCAUGUUCGACUCCAGGCCAUCCGAGCGACCAAGUCUCUGUGGGAGCGGCUCGGCAGGGAGUCUGCAAAUGACGAUUCGGCAGAAGCGGUCAUGUCUACGCUGUUCUUGAGGAUCUUGCGGCUGGCAGCAGAGAAGCUUGAUCGAGUGCGAGUUGAGGCCCAAAGGGUGCUCAGCCUGGCCCUGCAAACAAGCUACUGCCACGAUCUUGAGGAGUUCACGUUCUCAUCCAAGGCGUACUUCUGCUACCUGCUCAACUUGUUAGGGAGCGACCAUCUCCGGGAAUCAGUCCUCAAGACCGCCGGACAAGAUGCCGAGCGAUGGAUGGAGGAGCUGAUGGUAGGCUACGUCACCUCUGCCGACACUGGCAACGAGGAGCUCGUCAUCGCCAGCCGGGCCGCCCUGAGCGAGUACUGCGCGGCUUCGCAGGAGAACCGGGACCGGAUCUGCACGGCCCUGGUCCGCAACCUCAAGCGGCUCCAGGGCCAGGACCGCACCGUGGUGUCGACCCUCGAGAUCAUCGCGUAUCUCUUCUACGUGGACGUGUUCCCGCGCUGCGGGCAGGUCGACUACAAGAACCUCUGCCUGCAGGUGCAGAAGGCGGGCUACAAGACGGGCAACGUGCGCAAGCUGGAGGCCUGCGUCAAGGUCUACGGCGCCAUAGCGGGGGUGCGCGAGCAGGCAAACUUGGCCUCGCCGGCGCUGGAGGGCAAGAGGGCCGAGGGCAUGGCGGAGGCGAGGAAGAGGCUCGGGGCGCUCAUGUACCACCCGUGGCCGAGGAUCAAGAGCGUCGUCGUCGACGAGCUCUGGAGACUGCUCUCGGUUGGUGAUGAACCGCGCGCCGAGAAGCUCAAGAGCGUGGACUGGGGCAAGGCGGAGAAGAGCUCCAUCAAGUUCCUCGUGGAGGGACUGGGGCUCGCCUAA
Messenger RNA from Thyridium curvatum, 3780 nucleotides. RefSeq lists its product as uncharacterized. The transcript is spliced from 3 exons. Gene Ontology annotation, molecular function: GTPase activator activity; beta-tubulin binding. The record is from RefSeq and is a predicted model, not a curated record. NCBI's taxonomy places the organism in Eukaryota, Fungi, Ascomycota, Sordariomycetes, Thyridiales, Thyridiaceae. Gene Ontology annotation, biological process: tubulin complex assembly; post-chaperonin tubulin folding pathway; microtubule cytoskeleton organization. Bases 1 to 3780 code for a protein of 1259 amino acids.